This is a messenger RNA of Ostertagia ostertagi, 3402 nucleotides long. The record is from the annotation of a GenBank genome assembly. Lineage: Eukaryota; Metazoa; Nematoda; Chromadorea; Rhabditida; Trichostrongylidae.
AUGAAGUACGAUGUGCAUGAGAUCUCGAUUGCGUCUGAUAGUGAAAUCGCUCUUUGUUGGAUAAAAAGUUCCAAAAAGUUACCAGUUUUUGUUGAAAAUCAGCGCAAAAAGAUCGUUGAAAUUAAGACCAAACUUGAAACUGAUGGCAUAUACGUUGAUUUCUUUCAUGUUGCUACUGCUCACAAUCCAGCAGAUGCUGGAACUAGAGGAUUGAAUUCCAAAGAAAUAAACGAUAGUGACUGGGUGAGAGGUCCACGUUGGCUCGAAAAUCACCCCGAAACGUGGCCAUUAACAAAAAUGGAAUCAAUUGAGAUUAUAACCGAGGAAUUGGAAUCGAUUACACUUCCAAAUAUCGAGGUUAUUGCAAAAACCGAAAGCAAAGAAACGCUUUUUGAUUUAUCGCGCUUUUCCAGCCUAAUCUGCAAAAUAGCAAAAUACUGGACUCACUUAACGAACAAAAAUCGUAAUGUCACUAUAGAACUUCGAGCGAUCUCAAAAUUCACUACCGAGAAGGAAAUAACAAGUACCGAUAUCGACUUGUCCGAACACAUAAUUUUUGUUCAGGAACAAUGUAACGAAAGCUUUGUAUCUCUACAAAAGCGUUUUCCGGAUAAGAAAUUGAUAAGAGACAAAAAAGAAACCAAUGAGAAACUGCCUACAGAGUUCAAAACAAGCGAACCAUCACAAAAGAUUGCACCAAAAACCAGGCAAAUUCUUCCUAGAGCAUCGAAGACACGUGCUCAUAACCUUUUUCGAAACAUGGAUAAUGAUUCAAACCAUGCAAAUGGCGCGAUAUCCAGAUCGUCAUCCUUGAUAUUCCUUACAGUAUUGUGUGCAAUGAUAAGCCCAACCAUUGCGAUCAAUAACUCUACUAUAAUAUCUUGCUCGAACGGAGUAGUUAGUGUGCCGCCAUUGAAGGGCUGGUUCGAGUUAUGCAUCGAUAACGAUUGUCAAUCGAUGAACAAUACAACACGUUAUGUCAAAUACUUACUACCCAUAUCUCCAACUGAAAAAGGAGCUGAAGUGCGCCUGCGCACUCUCAGCAGUGAUGGGGUACAAGAACAACAAUGGCUCUGCGACAGACCAAAGUUCUGCGAACAUCAGUAUUUCCUCUCAAAAAGUUUAUUAGGAAACCCCCAUUGCUGGCCAGCUGGAGCCAUCGCCUCCUCAGCUGUGCUAAUUUAUAUCAUAAUAGCAGUGAUCAUGGGCGCAAUAUGGAUUACCGUUAAAAUCACUAAUAAGCUAAAGUCUCCUGAAAUAGCUGGCAAACCAGAAAGGAAUGAACCCGAAAUUCCAACAGCACCAGUCUGCAGUUUCGAAUUGACACCACUUCCUAGUACACUACUCGUUUUGUGUACCCUAAUAUGUCUGAUGUCCACCACAGGCGCAUGUCAACACGGUUUCAUGCGCCACUCAGCUGACCUCGUAUGUAAUGAGAAUAAUCAAUGCCAUCUAGAAUAUAGCAGAGAACUUCUAUUCAACAGACUCCAGUCGGAGCUAUGUAUUGAAAUCUUGCACGGUAACAGAACCGUUGGAUCAGCAAAAUUCACCAAGAAGUCCAUUGACUUUGAAUGCUCGAAAGCCACAGAGUUUUUCACAAGACCUACAAAACUAUCAGUUUACCACGCUAAGCGCUGCGCCACAGCAGGCUCAUGUCAGAACAACAAGUGUGAAACAAUCAAGCAAAACGAAACAGUUCAGGAAUUGAGACAUGCUUCAAAAUAUCCUGGCUACUCCGGCUGUAUGAACAGCUGCGGAGGAAUCUUCUGCGGUUGUGGUCUGCCGCUUCCUAGUUGCUGGUUUUAUAAAAUUGCUCAUAGACCAAUAUCAGAUCGAAUAUUCGAAAUCGUACAGUGCCCUCACUGGACCACAACGGUCAAACUAGAAAUCGAAGUAACAAUAGCCAAUCGAACAGAAAAGGUUGAGCGAUCGUUUACGCCAUAUGUGGCUAAUAACAUCGAUAGCUUCAACAUUACAAUCAUAUCAAUACAAAGGCCAUUAUAUUCGUUAGAAAACAAGCGCUUCGCAAUUGCAAAAGAUAAGUCAUAUCUCCUGCCACCUAAUUUCCAAGUUGCAGUCGCAUGUAAUACACCUACUCAAGCACUGAGAGAGUUCUCUACCUGUUCCAAUAGAAUUCAGUGCAACUGUGGAAAUUCGCCACGUAACUGUCAGUGUCCGGACGAUUCGUUCCAAAAACUUUGUGACAACCCACAAAGCACGCUACCUCUGAGAACACCCCACGCAACUAUAAAUGUUCGCGAGGGAAAUAUCGUUGCAACGUCCAACGAGGAGGAAAUGGUACUACGAAUUGAGUCAAAGAUGCUACAAGAUGUGGUAGCAGAACUUAUUAUUAACCAAGAAUGUGGCUUCAAAAUAUCAAAGCUCACAGGAUGCUACGACUGCACACUAGGUGCUCACUUUACAGCCAUUUGCAAGUCACCAGCGAAAGCUACAGUAACGGUAACUUGCGAAUCUCAGCAAUUCUUGGUCACUUGUGGACCUUCAGAAGAAGAAAAUGAAAUCAUUCUCAAUUUUAACCAUCCUAUCGUGAACGAACAAUGCAAUGCCCAUUGCUCUGAUAGGCCUACUAAAUUUCUUUUGAACGGUACUCUGCAUUACCAAUUAACGAAACCUCAGGACAUUUCAGUUUUCGAAAUGAAAGACCAUGGGGUACCUCUGAAACACCAAUGGUUCAGCGAUAUUAGUCUACCUAAUAUCGAUCCUUUUCUGCACACCAUUACCAGUCACUGGAAACUAACUUUAGCUGCGCUUGGUACAGCACUUGGCCUUGCCACCCUCACUUACUUGGGAGGUCCAAUCGUUUGCAUAUAUCUACUUUCCUUUGCCAACUCUAUACUUUGUACAGUUAUGAAGAAAAUGUGGGCUCUGUUCCUCUUUUUGGCGUGUUCUUACAUACACACAAAAAAUCGCGUAUAUAAGAAGGUUGGAAUUGAGCAGAGCUUCAUCAACAUGUCGUUCACAUCAGACUGCAAGAAGCUAUCACCGACCUCGAUCGCUGCGACAUGGCGACUCUCGCUGCACAAUAUUCUGCCACGGCUCGAAGCGAUAGAUGCCGCUCUAUCCAGACUCGGAGCGAUAGAAGCUGCCUGUCAGACUAUUAUGGAGCGCACUACUCCAAAGUCGACAUGCAGCUUCUGCCCCUGGAAGAGAAUCGCGGACUCUCACUACACCAGCCGGUGUAGCCGGUACCCCGAUCCGCUAUGUCUGAAAUGCCUGAAACCAGGGCAUGAAGACGCCUGCGAGGUGAAGUGUAGCGGUUGUUGGUCUCGACCACAACUUGCUGCUCUGUCACCAACGCAGGCCCAUGCAACAGCAGCCUCACAAGCGUCCCCGCUUCUGAGGCUGCAUCGUCAACGAGCAGCACUAUCCAGUCUACAUUAG